Molecule: messenger RNA, 1455 nt
Organism: Naegleria lovaniensis
Lineage: Eukaryota; Heterolobosea; Eutetramitea; Acrasida; Naegleriidae
Exons: 1
Coding region: 1-1455 (484 amino acids)
Source: RefSeq, a predicted model, not a curated record
AUGAGUGCCGUGACUAUGCGACGAAAAAACAUGAAUCGGAUAGAAUUGAUUCCUCUAAGAUCUCCUGCAAAUAUGGCUACUGGAGCUGGAGGAAUAAAUGAGGGAGAAAAACGACCCUCAACGUCUUCAUCAUCAUCAAGGUCUGCAAAGCUUGUUGAGGAAAGGAGUUCUUUGAUAAGAAAACAACCUUUGAAUGAUAGGAUGGCUCACAAGAAGAUGGCCCUCUCGGACAGAGCUACAGCUUUUCCUCAUGUUAGUGAUUUUAGAACUUUCGGAAAGGAAGAAAUAUUGGAGUCAGUUCUCGACAAAAUCAAUUCUCUUUCAAACCAUUCAUACUUUGUUUGUGGGGGAGAUCUAGACAGCUCUUCUCAUCCGCAAGCAGAGGGGAAAACGCCUCUAGUAAUUUCAGGGAAGGCUCCAAGUACCUAUUCGUCUGAUUCAAUGCCUUCCUCCAUCUCGCAAUAUCAACGGCAUUAUAUCGAGUGGAAAAACACCAAAGAAAUUGCAGAGGGUACACGACAAAUUGCAGAAGCUAUUAAAAGGAAAGAACACUCUGUCCCGUUUGCUACGUUUGGAGUUUUCUCGAUGGGAGACAGUGUGUAUAAAAACGAUUUUGUCACUGAAGAAAAACUAAAGAUGCGAAAGAGUCAUAUAGAAAUUGAGGAGAGCAAGAGUUAUAUUUUGAACAACCCUUGGGAAAAGAGUAAUGAGGAAGAAGCCAGUCCAAAGAGCAAAGAAGGUUCGCAAGAGAUGAGUCCAAGUCCAUCACAGGAGAAUGCUGACAAGGGAGCCUUAAUGACCUCACCAGGAUCGCUUUCUAAUGACGAUCAAGGCAUCGAACCUAAAACACACGACAACGAGUCUCAGCAAAACCAAGCUAGCCAAAAUUUCUCUGCUACAUCCACUGCCCCAGAUCUACUGACAAAAUCUACUGCUGAAGAUAGACGAUUAGAAAGCAAUAUUUCAACUGCAUGUCAAUCGUGUGACCAAAGCGAAGAUUUACCGGAGGAGAUUUCUCAACCACCUACACAAGAAGUUACAGGUACGGAAAAUGCUCAAAAUCAUGACGUUGUGAUGACUAAUGUUGUGAAGCCAACAGAGCUGGAUUCUACGUCUAUAUUUUCUGUACCCAGUAGUCGAAGAUCACAAAGGUCUGCUGUUUCUUCAAGUUAUUCCAGCUUUAGUACGUCCAAGAAAGGCAUUAAGGGAGGAAAAGCCAAGUAUAUGCAAAGGCCUUUCACAACAUCACUAAUAGAGCCAAGAAUCAGAAAUUCGUCAUCAAAUCCGUCAUUUCUUCCUCCAAUUGUAUCCCCUACAUCAUCUAGGCAAAGCGAGCUUGCAGACAUCAGAAAUUUCACACCAAUUUCUUCUCGACAUGGAUUUCCAAGAAAAAAUACAUUUAAUUCAGUCGUGCGAUCAACCACCAUGAUAGAUGAACUGCUCUCCACUAAUUGA